Molecule: messenger RNA, 1441 nt
Organism: Priapulus caudatus
Lineage: Eukaryota; Metazoa; Priapulida; Priapulimorpha; Priapulimorphida; Priapulidae
Product: enoyl-CoA hydratase, mitochondrial-like
Exons: 8
Coding region: 16-909 (297 amino acids)
Biological process (GO): fatty acid beta-oxidation
Cellular component (GO): mitochondrion
Molecular function (GO): enoyl-CoA hydratase activity
Source: RefSeq, a predicted model, not a curated record
UUGUUAAAUGAAAUCAUGGCUGGCCUCGUAAGGAAUUUCUUCUCUUUGCGUGCCUUUACUGAAAUUUCAAGGAGAAGAACUUUCCUUCAGGUCCCUGCUUUGGCAGUCAAACCAGCUAGUUAUUGUUGUUCCGAACCUAAAACCUACACGCAGAUUCUAGUGGAGAAACGAGGAGAGAAAAAUAAUGUUGGUUUCAUUCAGCUUAAUCGGCGCAAGUCGCUGAAUGCUCUGUGUGAAGAAUUGAUGCUUGAACUUAGUCAUGCUCUUGAUGAAUACGAGAAGGACAAAAACGUCGGGGCAAUUGUCAUCACUGGGAUCGGAAAAGCAUUUGCAGCUGGUGCAGAUAUUAAGGAAAUGGAAGGACUUGACUUCACGAAAGUGUAUGGCGGUGAUUUUCUCAGUAACUGGACACAUAUUACAAAGAUUACAAAACCAAUUAUUGCUGCUGUUAAUGGAUUUGCUUUGGGAGGCGGAUGUGAGCUGGCAAUGAUGUGUGACAUCAUAUAUGCAGGGGAAAAAGCCUCGUUUGGGCAACCUGAGAUUAUUCUAGGAACCAUUCCGGGUGCUGGUGGAACGCAGCGCUUGCCAAGGGUUGUUGGCAAGUCUAUGGCCAUGGAAAUGUGUUUGACUGGAGAUAGGGUCAAUGCCCAGCAAGCCUUGCAAGCGGGAUUAGUGAGUAAGGUCUUGCCAGAUGAGCAGCUGGUGGAUGAAGCCGUGAAGACCGCAGAAAAGAUAGCAAGCUACUCUAAAGUUGCCACAUCAAUGUGCAAGGAAGCCAUCAAUACUGCCUAUGAGACGUCAUCUGAAAGAAUGGUCUCCACUUUGAAAGAGACUUUCACACGAAACGAUCGGAGAGAGGGAAUGUCUGCCUUUGUCGCAAAGAGAAAACCAGAAUUCACGGACAGCUAAAGAGCAAUAGUAUUUACUGAGCUAUUAGGCGAGCUGUUUUUUCGUAAAUGAUGUGAGCUAUCGCUCUUUUGUCAGUUGAGAAAGACAUUUCUGCUGAUCAUGGUAACUACAAAUGUAGUGUUUCUAAUCAUGAUCCAUGGUAUUAAAGCACCAGUGAUGUAGUUGAUUUUGAUGUAGGACUGUAGUUGAUAAGUGAAAUCUGUGUGAUCAGCUUUCAAAUUAUCAUCAUAUAAGAAGGGUUCUGUAAUAAAUGAUUUCACACUCAUUAUUAUAAACGUAUAUAUUUUGCAAUACAUUUUAUUGGUUUAUUUGAAGAUUUUUACCUGUUGUUAGCACUAUGUUAAAAGGGUCGUGAUACCUUCAACAAUAAUCACUAUUAAUCAAGGGAUGCUUUGACUGUAGCUGAGAUGGCCAAUUCUAUAUCGCAUUUCUCUAUUAUCAUGCAGCAUCUUAUGCACUGAUAUGCUGCUCUUAUUGAUAUUGUGAUGCUAUAGCUUUUAUCAAAUACACAUUGAUGGAAGUAUUGAAAAGA